AUGUCUCAGUUUAGAAUGAAUAAUAGCCCGCCAGAAAAGCGUCGAUGUACGAAAGGUGAGAAGAAAGCUGAUGUUGGUAAGAUGAAGGGUAAGGGAAAAGAUGAUGAUGAUGAUGAUAAAACAGAAAUUGCAAGAGAAGGUGAUAGUGAUGCAGAAGAAACGAAAAAAGAUGAAGAUGAUAGUGAUGAUUCUGUGUUGCUAUCACAAGCUAUGGAUGGCGGAGGAUGGAUUUGUCCGACUCAACCUGAUAAGGCAUCGUUUUUGUCGGAUACUUUGAGAGAAGGCCUACUGAAACCGUUUGAUGAUAUACCGUUUGCUGGUGAUGUGUAUAUGCUUACGCAAGAAAUCAACAGGCUAAGAAGACAGCUUGGUGAUUCGCUUGGAGAAAAUCAAAUGUUGAUGUAUAAAGUCAAAAAUUUGAAUCGGGAGAACGCACUGCUGCAAGAUAAUCUGAUUCAGAUACAGCAGACAUUCGAACAGAGGUUUCUUGAGCAGAAAAAUGACUUUGAAAAGACUGAGAGAGAUAUGCGAAAUGUGAUCACUUAUCAGGAACAAGAUCUAAGAACCAAGGAAUUUAGGGACCGUUUGAAUAAUUCUGCAUCAGUUGCUACGGAAAACGAUCGUGCCGAGAUGACAGAAACAAAUAGUAUUGGACGUCAAGACUCGCCCGUAAUUCGACUCAAGAAAGUUUCUAUACCAAGCUCUCGACCGGGAAAUUGUUUUCCAAGAAGUCUGAAUGAUUCGCCAAUGCUAAGAAAAGCUUUUGGCCACUGCAGAUUAGUCUUAAAUGAUACUUUCCGUGCAGUCGAUAGUCAAGGGAAAUCUGCUAGCAGUAGUACGUUCGAUCAGCACGACAACAAUGGCAUUGAGGGUGAUCGAAUUAAGCAAACUUCUUUGUCGUCGGAAAUACAAACUUCGAAUCCUAAUUUGUACAAUUGUUUGAUGUACCUCCGUCCAGAUAAUCAGCUUUCCCAUCUUUAUGGCACAUGUGACGAAAUGAUUACACUGGACUUCCGGACUAUUUUCCCGGAACUAUUAAGAAAUCGUGAGUGGAAGACCACUCGGCGUAUGCAUGAUGUUCUUGCAGAGCCACGAAAACGGUGGUGUCGCUAA
Loa loa (African eye worm) is the source of this 1113-nucleotide messenger RNA. RefSeq lists its product as hypothetical. The record is from RefSeq and is a predicted model, not a curated record. The coding region runs from base 1 to 1113 and encodes 370 amino acids. NCBI's taxonomy places the organism in Eukaryota, Metazoa, Nematoda, Chromadorea, Rhabditida, Onchocercidae. The transcript is spliced from 8 exons.